Messenger RNA from Portunus trituberculatus (swimming crab), 652 nucleotides. RefSeq names its product 60S ribosomal protein L44-like (gene RpL36A). Gene Ontology annotation, cellular component: cytosolic large ribosomal subunit; ribosome. Bases 304 to 618 code for a protein of 104 amino acids. The record is from RefSeq and is a predicted model, not a curated record. Gene Ontology annotation, biological process: translation. The transcript has 4 exons. NCBI's taxonomy places the organism in Eukaryota, Metazoa, Arthropoda, Malacostraca, Decapoda, Portunidae. Gene Ontology annotation, molecular function: structural constituent of ribosome.
CCCGGCUCCUCCUCUGACGUCACAUGCACUUCUCAUAUCUUUCUAUUCUCUUUCCUGCAAUUAUUUACAAUACAAAUAACUAAUUAAUAAUAGGGAAAUAAUAUAAGAAAGUUAAAGGAUUUAUAUUUUAGUUGUAAAUAUUGUAAAUAAGAUGCAAGUUUGUGAGAUUAGGAGGCGCGCGGCCUCGUGCGUUUUGGUGGCGAGACUCACCCUCUUCCGGUCCUUUGAGGCUCCGUGUCAGGGGAUCGACUUGUGCUGCGGCAGAAGUCUUCUAUAAAUCCAAAGUAAUCCGCGUCUGGGAAAAUGGUGAACAUUCCCAAGACACGUAAUACCUUCUGCUGGAAGUGCAAGAAGCACCAGGCACACAAAGUGACUCAAUACAAGAAGUCCAAGGAGCGCACAUAUGCCCAGGGCCGCAGACGUUACGACAGGAAGCAGUCUGGAUAUGGUGGCCAGUCAAAGCCUAUCUUCAGGAAGAAGGCAAAGACUACAAAGAAGAUUGUGUUGAAGAUGGAAUGCAACAAGUGCAGAAUCAAGACCCAGAUUCCCCUCAAGAGAUGCAAACACUUUGAGUUGGGUGGUGACAAGAAGAGGAAGGGAAUGAUGAUCCAAUUCUAAUCUGUCACUUUCAAGUAAAAAAAAAAUCAAGUUG